Molecule: messenger RNA, 2276 nt
Organism: Sebastes umbrosus (honeycomb rockfish)
Lineage: Eukaryota; Metazoa; Chordata; Actinopteri; Perciformes; Sebastidae
Gene: oclna
Product: occludin a
Exons: 9
Coding region: 162-1673 (503 amino acids)
Biological process (GO): bicellular tight junction assembly
Cellular component (GO): cytoplasmic vesicle; bicellular tight junction; apical plasma membrane
Source: RefSeq, a predicted model, not a curated record
GUGAGGGGGGCGGGGCUUAGUGGACCGAGAGAGGAGCUCACCUGGGUGUGGCCUGGACUGUUUUUACCGCAGGUGCAGUUUCAGUUGAGACAUUUCAGGUGGAGACCAGAGAAGAGAGACAGGUUGUUUUCCCAGAGCAGCACCCGGAGGAUCCAGCAGUCAUGUCCUCCAAACCCAAUGGGAGUCCUCCUCCCUACGACAGGGAUGGAUAUACCGUGGCGUCCCAGCCGGCCUACUCCUACUACCCUGAUGACGAGUUCCAGCAUUUCUACCGCUGGGCGUCUCCGCCGGGCAUCCUCAAAAUCAUGUCCAUCAUCGUCAUCGUGAUGUGCGUGGCCAUAUUCGCUUGCGUUGCCUCCACGCUGGCUUGGGACACUCAGGGAGGCCUGGGGGGCUUCGGAGGCGGCUACGGCGGCGGUGGCUACGGAACAGGAAGUUACGGAGGAGGUUACGGAGGAGGAAGUUACGGAGGAGCAGGAGGCUUUGGCGGUGCGUACGGAGCUGGAAACCAAUACGGCUACGGUGGCCUCGGAGGGAACUACAACGACCCCCGAAAGGGCAAAGGGUUCAUCAUCGCCAUGGCGGCCAUCACCUUCAUCGCCGCCCUUGCCAUCUUCAUCAUCAUCGUGUCUCACCAGAGCCUGUCGGAGAGCAGGAAGUUCUACCUGGCAGUCAUUAUCAUCUGCGCCAUCCUAGCGUUGCUCAUGCUUAUAGCCGCCAUAGUGUACUUGGUAGCCGUGAACCCGAUGGCUCAGUCUGGGUCGGCCUACGGCAGCCAGAUCGCCGGUCUGUGUGCUCAGUACCAAAAUCCCCAGCAGGCAGGAGUGUUCGUCAACCAGUACCUGUACCACUACUGCGUCGUGGAGCCACAAGAGGCCAUCGCGGUGGUGUUCGGCUUCCUGGUCGCCCUCGCUCUCAUCAUCAUGCUCGUCUUCGCUCUGAAGACACGCCAGAAAAUCCAAAGCUUCGGGAAGAGCAACAUCCUGUGGAAGAAGGUGAAGGUUGUCGAUGAGAUGGAGCCACCUCAAGACGUGGAGGCAUGGGUGAACAAUGUGUCCGCUGGUCCUGACAUUCCCCCGAUGUCGGACUACCCCGACAAGCUGAGAGGCUCCAGGAGUCACCUGGACGACGAGAGCACCAACUAUGACAAACCCCCCUACAGCUACUCCCCUCAGCCUCCAGUGGAAGAAGACCAGCCUUUGCAGAACGGCGUUCCCUACACCACUAACUCGGAGGUGGUCAGCUCGUCUGGAAGGCCCAAAAAGAGACGUGCCGGCCGGCCGCGUCGCGCCGACGGAGAGGGCUACGACACCGACUACAACUCCUCAGGGGACGAGCUGGACGACGACGACUUUGACAGUGAAUUUCCUCCGAUAGCAAACGAGCCGGAGCGCAACGACUACAAGCGCGAGUUUGACCGCGACCACCAGGAGUACAAAGACCUGCAGUCGGGUCUGGACGCCCUCAACAAGAGCCUGUCGGAGGUGGACCGAGAGCUGGACGAGCUGCAGGAGGGCAGCCCACAGUACCUGGAUGCUCUGGAUGAGUACAACAGGAUAAAGAACAUUAAAAAGUCUCCAGACUACCAGAUGAAGAAGCGCCGGUGUAAAUAUCUGAAGGCCAAACUGAACCACAUCAAGAAGAGGGUCAGCGAUUACGACCGCAGGGCCUGAACAGAUCUAUGAGGAUGUUAACGCCGCCUGUCCGAGACGGGACAGAAAGGACUAAAUCUGUUUUUUAAGGGGAAAUGUUGGAGGCUUUUCUGACAACGUCGGACUGUAGAGGACGAAGAUACGCUGAUCCGACACCGACAGUCUGACCUGGGAGCUGGUGAAACAUUGCAAAAGGUUAUUUUAUACUUCUGAGGCACAGAAAACAAAGAUUCUCUCUUGUAUUAUGCCGUUGUUUUGUAUUAUGAGUAUCGCCUGCCAUAGAUACUGUUUAUAUGUAUUUAUUUUAUCUGAAAUAGUCUCUUUGAGGAGUUAAGAUUGUGGAGUGAAAAACAAAUUAAGACAAUAAUCCCCGUUCGUUUUUAAAAGCUCUUUUUAUAAUGACUCAACAUGAAAUGCUCAUUUUUUAAUUCUCAUUUUUAAUUCUCAUUUUGAAUCCUUUCUCAGCGAUAUAAACAUGUAAAUAUGUGGGAUGUUUUUUAGCAGUGUGUUUAUAGAUGGUAGAACAGACAGACACUUUUCAAAAGCAUGUUUAAUGCGUAAUGAUGUACUUUUACAAUGAGUUGUGAUUCCUUUUUAAUUACAAUAAAUUCAUUUAUUGAACAA